Molecule: messenger RNA, 1401 nt
Organism: Exophiala viscosa
Lineage: Eukaryota; Fungi; Ascomycota; Eurotiomycetes; Chaetothyriales; Herpotrichiellaceae
Product: heterokaryon incompatibility protein-domain-containing protein
Exons: 1
Coding region: 1-1401 (466 amino acids)
Source: RefSeq, a predicted model, not a curated record
AUGCGCCUCUUGUAUUUUGACGCUCGUGGUGAGCUCAGCCUGACCAGAGAUCUGAUAGAAGAAGUACCCGCCUAUGCGAUACUCUCACACACAUGGGGAGCGGAUGAAGAUGAGGUAACUUUUAGCGAUUUGCAGAAUGGGAACUAUAAGAGCAAGGCUGGCUACGCGAAGAUUCAGUUUUGUAGGGAGCAAGCUCGAAGAGACGGCAUUGAAUACUUCUGGGUGGACUCAUGUUGCGUUGAUAAAUCAAACAGCACGGAGUUGAAUGAAGCCAUCACUUCGAUGUUUCGCUGGUACGGCUCUGCAGCAAGGUGCUACGUCUUCCUUUCCGACGUCUCGGCUCGCAAAUGCGACUGCGGCGGAGCCCUAAGGGUAUGGGAAUCCGCCUUUCGGAAAAGUCGAUGGUUCACCCGCGGCUGGACGCUUCAAGAACUCCUUGCACCAGGCUCGGUCGAAUUCUUUUCGAGGGAGGGAGAGCCCCUAGGCGACAAGAGGAGCCUGGAGCAGACGAUACAUGAUAUCACCACCGUUCCUAGAGAAGCACUUCGAGACACGCCUCCAUCUCACUUUCCUGUCCCUGAGCGGUUGCGAUGGGCGAAGAAUCGAAACACAACAAGGAUAGAGGACGAGGCUUAUUGUCUACUUGGACUCUUCAAUGUGUUCAUGUCUCCUAUAUACGGCGAGGGGGAGAAUGCGUUCGUUAGGCUGAAAGACGAGAUUCAUCGGUCGUAUCGGAGAGAAUUGGACGGGCUUGGACAAAAGUCCGUUGCCUCGACAUCACUUUGCCCGAAAGAGGAUGACAUCAAAUACAGUUCGACUCAGGCGGCACAGACCUCGCUGCAGGAUCGCCGAAAGUUGCUGCUGACUUCAUUGAGCUUUGAGCAAAUGGAUUCGCGACGGUCCACAAUCAAAAAUGCAUAUUCGACGACCUGUCAAUGGCUUUUGAGACAUUCUGCGUACCUAGAGUGGAUGGAUCCCAAACAACUCCCGCAACAUCGCGGGUUUCUAUGGCUCAAUGGAAAGCCAGGAGCCGGAAAGUCAACCUUGAUUAAGUUCGCGUACGCGCAUGCUGAGAGAGUAAGAUGUGAGAAUGAGGUUCUCAUUUCCUUCUUCUUCAAUGCCAGAGGGGAUGAGUUAGAAAAAUCAACGACCGGCAUGUAUCGGGCUCUACUUUAUCAGCUAAUGAAUAAAGCCCCGGACUUGCAGACCAUUUGGGACGAUGUACAUACCCCUUGUGAGGAUCAAAAUCAACCUCCUGUGUGGACAACCGAAUUGCUCUCUGAGCUCCUGUCCACCGCGAUCGCGAGACUGGGUCAGCGACGAUUGACGUGCUUCGUCGACGCGCUUGACGAGUGUGACGAGCAGCAGUUCAAGAAAUGGUUCUCUUUUUCGAGGAAAUAG